AUGGAGCUGUCGACCGACGUUGCUGGCGCUGAACGAUCAGACUGGAGCGAGGCAGUCGACGACACAGUGACAAGGGGAAACAAUCUCUUGGUACGCUGCUGCGGUAAUGGAGGACGAAAAGUUGUUCGAUGUCGGACACAGUCUCUCGAUCAGGCAAUGCUGGGCGGACACAAGGGAUCAGAGACAGACGCUGGACAAGGGAUCAGAGACAGACGCUGGACAAGGGAUCAGAGACAGACGCUGGACAAGGGAUCAGAGACAGACGCUGGACAAGGGAUCAGAGACAGACGCUGGACAAGGGAUCAGAGACAGACGCUGGACAAGGGAUCAGAGACAGACGCUGGACGAGAGAUCAGAGACAGACGCUGGACAAGGGAUCAGAGACAGACGCUGGACAAGGGAUCAGAGACAGACGCUGGACAAGGGAUCAGAGACAGACGCUGGACAAGGGAUCAGAGACAGACGCUGGAGGGGUGA
Molecule: messenger RNA, 477 nt
Organism: Guillardia theta CCMP2712
Lineage: Eukaryota; Cryptophyceae; Pyrenomonadales; Geminigeraceae
Exons: 2
Coding region: 1-477 (158 amino acids)
Source: RefSeq, a predicted model, not a curated record